CCUCGCAAACCUCUUUAUUUACGUGUUAGAAUAGCCAAGUUUUUCGUGGCAAAAAUGCGCCUUUUAACGCAUAAUAUGCUUACAUCUCACGUAAAAGGCGUGAAGAAUGGAUAUCCUUUAGCUAUAGAGGUCGCGAAUGUUGUGGUAAAUGAAGUAGACUUCAAUCCUGAGUUCAUCUCUCGUAUGAUUCCGAAAGUGGACUGGGGUGUACUUGUACAAGCAGCUCAACAAGUUGGACGGUCUGUGGGUCUACCUGAAGAAUUGAUCACAGACUUCGAAAAAGAUGAAGAGUUCUUAAAGAAAGCACAUCAUGUUCUGCUCGAGGUGGAAGUUCAGGAAGGAUCCCUGGUCUGUCCUGAAUCAGGGAGAAAGUUUCCCAUAAAAAAUGGAAUUCCAAAUAUGCUCCUUAAUGAGGAUGAAGUGUAAAUGAGCUGUAUUUACACUUGAUGUGGGCAGAAGGACAUUGUGUUGGUUGGAUUGGUGCUUAAAGUAGUUUGACCAGUGUGUAGGAAUGAGACAAAAAUUCUGUAGCUAUACAUCAUUCUCGGAAGAUUUGCAGGUGGCCAUCAGGAUAACUUUGUUGGAUCAUAGAAUUUAAACUGGCUGUAACACAGACUUGUCUGCUGGACAAUACAUUAGCAGGCUCACAACAGGACUUCUAUAGUGCUGUGCAUUGUAAUUUAAUAAGACGUGGCUACUGCACUCUUUUUUCUGCAUGUAGCUUUGUCCCUGAGUUAAAAUGUUUUAAAGAUACCUCUAAAUUUAGCUUUAACUAGAAAAAAGCAUAUUUUCAAACUGAACGUAGUAUUGCUUUUACUGACUGCUCUCUUGAAAAAAAAAAAAACUAUCUGAAAUGUGAGCUUAGUUUGCCAAAAUGUAAUAUUUGCCAAGAAGUGACAUAAGUGACUUGUGUCUGAUUUCUCCUCACAAUAUUACCUGAAUCACACAAGUCAAGGAAGAAAGUAAAUGAUCACCAACUAAAGAACAUAAACAUAAACAUACUUUAAUUAUUCCAGAAACAGACUAUGUGUACACUUAGAGAAAAGGGAAAAUAUGCUUCCAGAAAAGGAAGUUAAGAGGUUAUCCCUAUGUGAAAACUCCCUAAAAAAUAAG
This is a messenger RNA of Stylophora pistillata, 1113 nucleotides long. RefSeq names its product multifunctional methyltransferase subunit TRM112-like protein. Gene Ontology annotation, molecular function: protein heterodimerization activity. Lineage: Eukaryota; Metazoa; Cnidaria; Anthozoa; Scleractinia; Pocilloporidae. Gene Ontology annotation, biological process: peptidyl-glutamine methylation; tRNA methylation; rRNA (guanine-N7)-methylation. The record is from RefSeq and is a predicted model, not a curated record.